Molecule: messenger RNA, 245 nt
Organism: Racocetra persica
Lineage: Eukaryota; Fungi; Glomeromycota; Glomeromycetes; Diversisporales; Gigasporaceae
Source: the annotation of a GenBank genome assembly
AUGAAUAACGAGCCUAAUCAAAAUUUUAUUAAAGAUUUUUCAAAUUUGCUUGAAGAUUUUGAUAUAAAAAUUAAAGCUGGUGAAGAACCAAAUGUUAAAGAAUUUGAAGCUCAUUCUAGUAUUCUAUCAGCAAGAUCGGUUUACUUUAAAACUGCAUUGUCAUCACAAUGGGCAAGGAGAGAAAAUGGAAUCAUCAUUUUCAAUAAACCUAAUAUUUCACCAUUAGUAUUUGAAAUUCUUAUAAA